AUGGUUACCCAGCAGCAUCACCAUCGGCCGACAUUAAAGCAGUCAAAUAAGGCAUUCAAGAGCAAGCAUACAACAAAAGGAAGCUUGAAGGAUGCCCAGAAGGGCAAGGUUCCCCGUUCAUCUCCUAAAUUGCACUCAACAACCUCUAAUGACUCGGCGCAACUCCGUUUGAACAGACGAAAUGCAGCUAAGCAGGCACAAUUGACGAAGAGACAAUCAUUGGUCGACUCGCGCAGGCUGUUUAGUUCUGGAGGGACACCCCGAAUCGUCGCUGUAGUUCCCCUCACAUCCGAUAUAGAUUCAAGGCUAUGCGUGGAGCGGUUAGCGUUGGUCCUAGGAGAGACCGUAGAAGGAAGCGGGGAGUCGAGAUCAAAACUACAUGCAUCGCGGUUCAAAACUUCGUUAGAGUUUCUCUUCCCCACUACAUUCUAUUCAACUCUCGACGCACUGCUCAUCGCCGACUAUGUCCUUAUUAUCCUCUCUCCGUCGGUGGAGGUCGAUGAACAAGGAGAAACACUCAUGAGGACCAUGCAGAGCGUGGGCAUGCCCAGCGUUGUGGCUAUUGUAGGAGAGUCAACGCAAGAGACUGCCACCACUACAUCAAAAGAACAUAAAGAGAUUCUCAAAUCUCUCCUUUCGUUCACGCAAUAUUUUGUCCCCUCCCUGAAUCGCGUAUACGAUCUAUCUUCCUCCGCAUCGAGUGAAGCUCUUAAUACGAUCCGUGCCCUCUGUGAAUCUACGCCAGCUGAAGUUAAGUGGCGAGCGGGAAGGAGCUAUCUACUUGCCGACCAGCUACAAUGGGCCAAAUCGAUGACGGAUCCGACUUCAGAGCUGAGUACCCUGGGGUCGUUAAGUAUUACAGGGAUUAUUCGCGGUGCCUCCCUUGAUCCAAAUAGAUUAGUACAUAUCCCAAGCUGGGGAGACUAUCAGAUCGAAAAGAUACUAAGCGCACCUCUUCCACGAUCUACAAGAACUGCGUCUAAAACUACCUCUAAUCUGGAUUCUAUGGAUCAAAGUGACAUAUCCGUCGAGCCCUUACUCCUAGCCGAGCCCACUCCCUCAGAAGCCGACUCCUUAGUAUCCACCAAUUCCACUGACGACGAGGAGGAGUUGCGGAGGGAACAAACGUGGCCGACUGAUGAAGAUAUGGACCGAGCCGGUCAUGAUAUAGACUUAGAUCUAGAAGGGCAAGAACCCAUCCCCGACGCGCCCACAGGCACAACACCCAAACGAAUAAAAAGAAUGCCAAAAGGGAUGAGCGAAUAUCAGGCGGCGUGGAUCGUCGAUUCUGAUGUUGAGGAAGAUGAUGAGGAAGAUGAUGACAAAGAGAACCGUGUCGACUUCAAGAUCGACACUCCCGAGGGAGACGAUGUGGCUAUGGAGGAAGACGAAGAAGAAGCCGAGGGUGACGACGGUAUCUCAGGCGGGGGAGGGAAAAGAAAAGUCCGGUUUGGAGAUGAAGCGGAUUUCGAAGAUCUUUCACAGGACGAAGAAGAUGCCCAGCUUGCGUCGUGGAGACUCGCGAGGGAGAAGAACAAGGAGAGGGAAAAGGAAGAACAAACGCACACGUUGUUCCCUGACGAAAUUGACACCCCUCAGCAUAUUCCCGCUCAACAACGUUUCGCGCGGUAUCGUGGUCUGAGGAGUUUCAGAACAAGCCCGUGGGAUCCAUAUGAAAAUCUGCCAAGGGAGUAUGGCAGGAUAUUCAGCUGGGAGGGACAAGGGGAUAAAAGGGGGGGUGGAGCGUUUAAGAGGAUGGAGAGAAGUAUCAUCAAGAAAAUAGAGAAGGAAGGAGGAGGUGUGGAGCCCGGCACACGAGUAACGAUCGUCCUCAAAAAUGUACCUCAGAGUGUCCACUUACACCACACCAUUACUACCACCUCCAAUUUCUCUUCACCGCUCACACUUUUCGCCCUGCUUCCGCACGAACACAAACAGACCGUAUUGAACUUCACCAUCACACGCAACACGGAAUACACAGAUCCCGUCAGGUCGAAGGACCCGAUGGUGCUCUGCAUGGGAUUCAGAAGGCUGAAAAUAAAGCCUGUGUAUUCUGCUUUCGAAGGAGGCAAAAUACCCUUGAACAACGUCCAUAAAUUCCUUCGAUACCUCCCGCAUGGCGACACAAGUAUGGCUACAAUAUAUGGCCCUGUGAUGUUUGGCAGCGGGAAGGUGAGCUGUGUGCUUUUGAGGGAGACUGGAGUAGAUGUUAUUUUCUCCACCACCUCCCCCACUCCCGCCCUGGUAGCUUCCGGUACCCUCGCUUCCCCAUCCACCACGCGUAUAAUCGCCAAACGUGUAAUAUUAACUGGCCAUCCAUUCAAAGUACACAAAAAGACGGCGACGGUUAGGUAUAUGUUUUUCAAUGCUGAGGAUGUCAACUAUUUCUCGCCAAUUCAGCUCCAUACAAAACACGGUCGGAUAGGGCAUAUCAAGGAGUCCCUGGGCACGCAUGGGUACUUCAAGGCCCAUUUCGACGGUCCCAUUUCGCAGAUGGACACAGUGUGUAUGUCGCUGUAUAAGAGGGUUUGGCCGAGAUGGUCGGAAGCGGUUCAUGCGGUUCAGGGAAAUGGGGAAAGUGCUGGCUCAAAUGAAACUAUUGAGGUGGUAGAGGAUGUUGAUAUGGACUGA
Messenger RNA from Lentinula edodes (shiitake mushroom), 2631 nucleotides. RefSeq lists its product as uncharacterized. Gene Ontology annotation, biological process: ribosome biogenesis; maturation of SSU-rRNA from tricistronic rRNA transcript (SSU-rRNA, 5.8S rRNA, LSU-rRNA); endonucleolytic cleavage of tricistronic rRNA transcript (SSU-rRNA, 5.8S rRNA, LSU-rRNA). Gene Ontology annotation, cellular component: nucleus; preribosome, small subunit precursor. The record is from RefSeq and is a predicted model, not a curated record. Gene Ontology annotation, molecular function: U3 snoRNA binding; GTPase activity; GTP binding. NCBI's taxonomy places the organism in Eukaryota, Fungi, Basidiomycota, Agaricomycetes, Agaricales, Omphalotaceae. The transcript has 8 exons. Bases 1 to 2631 code for a protein of 876 amino acids.